ACUUUGCGUUUAACUGGCACGUUUUCAAUUGUUGUUAACGCGCCAUUCAACUGCGCAUAGUUAUCGCUGCGUUUUUCAACAAAAUUUAUCGCAUUUGUUUUGUUAUUUUCACUUUUUUCUUAUUAGAUUUCUGGUUUAGCAGCAGUGACUAAGAAUACACUAAAAUUGGUCAAGCGCGUGGAACGGAACUGGUUUGCCACGGAGCUGAUUCGGCAGGCUGUCAAAUGUUCCCGCUAGAUGGCGUCUCCGAAAUGCGUCACAGCGCUCAACAGUGGCGCAACUGUGCGGCGUGCGUUCAACAGUUGAAUUAUCAAAUAAAUGGCUUCGAGUUUCGUUUUGCGAGCCAAGUGUGUUUAUAAUAAAUAAAAGAAAGACAAAAGUGGAUGAUACAAAUAUAUUAAGAACAAAAUAGCUGGACAUUAUCAUGACGAAUACCUUGUGGACGUGGCGCUCUGUGCUGCUGCUCGGAGCUCUACUCUUUGCCACAGCGAAUGCCGCGGGUGCCGCUUCGAGUGCCUCAUUAGCAGGCAGAAGGGAGUCCGGGCUGCCGGCUCAAAGUGUGCUGGCCCUGGUGCCGGCAGCAGCACGCGGCAGUUUUCUGCUCUACCAAUUAGCAACGGCCAUAAAUUCUGGUGACUACCCCUGGCUGGAGCUGGAGUUGGAGCAGGAGCACGAGCAGGAGUUACUUGUAGAACAGGAAAUCGACUCCGGCUGGCUGGCCGCAAUGGCAAAUGAAUUUCAGAAUGUGCCCGUUCCUGAAAACUUUCCGCUGCAAUUGCAAGCCUGGCUAAUGGAUAGCUACGGUCUGAGCGCCGUCGAUGUCUAUCGGAGCUGGCCCACGGCUCGAUCUGGCCGUGCCCGGCAGCUGACCUGCAAUGCACUCGACGAGUGCCAUGAGUUGGCUCAAAUAUUGGACGCAUGUUGUCCAUUUUGAGCAACGCGGCCGUGUGGCAAAUAAAUG
This is a messenger RNA of Drosophila novamexicana, 961 nucleotides long. RefSeq lists its product as uncharacterized. The record is from RefSeq and is a predicted model, not a curated record. Lineage: Eukaryota; Metazoa; Arthropoda; Insecta; Diptera; Drosophilidae. The coding region runs from base 425 to 934 and encodes 169 amino acids. The transcript is spliced from 4 exons.